This is a messenger RNA of Nannospalax galili (Upper Galilee mountains blind mole rat), 7045 nucleotides long. It is a transcript of the gene Avl9, whose product is annotated as AVL9 cell migration associated. Bases 227 to 2161 code for a protein of 644 amino acids. Lineage: Eukaryota; Metazoa; Chordata; Mammalia; Rodentia; Spalacidae. The transcript has 16 exons. Gene Ontology annotation, cellular component: cytoplasm. The record is from RefSeq and is a predicted model, not a curated record.
CAGCGUCUGUCAACAGCCGGAAAAUUGCGGAAGCGGAUGUAGGAAGCAGCGCGGUACCCGGCAAGGCUGUGCGGAGCUGCGCGAGGUGCUCGCGGGCGUCCGCCUCGGCGGCCUUCGGGCGGCGCUCUGGCUGACAACCCAAGGCCCGGCCCUCGGCGCCUCAGGACCGCUGUAGUCGGCCCGCCUGGGCGGUUGGCGUCGGUGUGCGGCCUGCGUCGGCUCGCCCAUGGACAAGGCCCGGCGCGAGGGAGAUGGCGGCCCGCGGGGGCCGGUCCUGCACAUUGUGGUGGUCGGCUUUCACCACAAGAAGGGCUGCCAGGUUGAAUUCUCUUACCCACCGCUGAUUCCAGGAGAGGGACACGACAGCCACACUUUACCUGAAGAAUGGAAGUACUUGCCUUUCCUUGCCUUACCAGAUGGUGCACACAACUAUCAGGAAGAUACUGUGUUUUUUCACUUGCCACCCAGAAAUGGAAAUGGAGCCACAGUAUAUGGUAUCUCCUGCUAUCGACAAAUUGAAGCCAAGGCAUUAAAAGUAAGGCAAGCUGACAUCACCAGAGAGACGGUUCAGAAAAGCGUCUGUGUUUUAAGCAAACUGCCUCUUUAUGGCUUACUUCAAGCAAAACUUCAACUCAUUACACAUGCAUAUUUUGAAGAGAAGGAUUUUUCCCAAAUUUCCAUUUUAAAGGAGCUCUAUGAACAUAUGAAUGGGUCCCUAGGGGGAACUUCAUUAGAAGGGUCUCAAGUAUACCUUGGUCUCUCUCCUCGAGAUCUUGUCCUUCAUUUUCGACAUAAGGUCUUAAUCUUGUUUAAACUAAUUCUUCUGGAAAAAAAGGUUCUUUUUUAUAUUUCUCCAGUGAAUAGAUUGGUGGGUGCACUGAUGACUGUGUUGUCCCUUUUUCCAGGCAUGAUUGAACAUGGCCUCAGUGACUGUUCUCAAUACAGACCUCGAAAGAGUAUGUCUGAAGAUUCUGGCCUUCAGGAAAAUAAUCUUCCUGCAGAUGGUUUUAUUUCUGGGUCUGCCCCUGAUGUUUCAAAUACUAGCUUGGGAACUGUCAUGAAAAUCAAGGCAGGAAACCAUGGAGGAGAUGCUGCCCUCAAGACUGAUCAAGUUGAAGAUAACAGCAAAGGACAGGAACCAAACAAUAGUAGUCGGUAUUUGAAAAUUCCAUCGCGUCCAUCUCCAGAGUCUUCAGAAAGUGACUGGGAAACUUUGGAUCCUAGUGUUUUAGAGGACCCCAACUUGAAAGAAAGGGGACAGGUAGAGUCAGACCAAACAAACUCAUUUCCAAAAGACUCUUUGCUCUCAGACAGUCCUCCAAUUACUGUGCAACCUCAAGCUAAUACCGGCCAGGUGGUUCUGAUACCAGGGCUCAUUUCUGGUUUGGAAGAGGACCAGUACGGCAUGCCUCUGGCCAUCUUCACAAAGGGAUAUCUAUGUUUGCCUUAUAUGGCAUUGCAGCAGCAUCACCUUCUCUCCGAUGUCGCUGUUCGGGGAUUUGUUGCUGGAGCUACUAACAUCCUUUUUCGACAACAGAAGCACCUCAGUGACGCCAUUGUGGAAGUAGAAGAAGCUCUGAUCCAGAUCCAUGACCCAGAACUCAGGAAGCUGCUCAGCCCGACCACUGCAGACCUGAGGUUCUCAGAUUACCUCGUAAGGCACGUGACUGAGAACCGGGAUGAUGUCUUCCUGGAUGGCACAGGCUGGGAGGGAGGUGACGAAUGGAUCCGGGCCCAGUUUGCAGUCUAUAUCCACGCCCUGCUGGCUGCCACACUGCAGUUCGACAAUGAAAAGAUGUUAUCAGACUAUGGGACAACUUUCGUUACAGCCUGGAAGAACACUCACAACUACAGAGUCUGGAACAGCAACAAACACCCGGCACUCACAGAGAUCAACCCCAACCAUCCUUUUCAAGGCCAGUACUCAAUGUCAGACAUGAAACUAAGAUUCUCACAUUCUGUUCAGAACAGUGAACGUGGUAAAAAAAUCGGAAACGUCAUGGUCACAACCAGCCGGAAUGUUGUACAAACAGGAAAAGCUGUUGGCCAGUCAGUCGGAGGAGCUUUUUCCAGUGCAAAGACAGCUAUGUCUUCAUGGCUGUCUACAUUCACCACAUCCACCCCCCAGAGCCUCCCUGAGCCACCUAAUGGGAAGCCCUGAACCCGGAGGCAAGGGUUGCAUUGUUUUCUUAGGUGUAAGUGCUCCCUGCCCCUCCGCUGCUCCCAGGGUCUCCUUCAUCCACAGGCCAUAGCCAGGGACCAGGAUAUCAAACUGUUUACAUGGAUGGGUGAGCUCUGUCUAAAUGAGUGUGUGGACUGCUGAACAGAAGUCACAACCGUAGCAGAGAUAGCUUUCCAGGUUGGGGCUUAAUCUGACUACUUUUCAUUCUGAGCCUAAUUAGUGCACACACUGAACUUCUAGUGAAUUUUAAGUUUGGAGAGUGUAUAUUUGUUUACUUUAGAAUUUUCAUAUCUGUAUAUUUUGUUCUGUUUUGCCGUUUAAAUAUUUAGAUGGUCAUUGUAAUGUAUAUUUACUAAAAUUAAGUUAUAUUGCUAUUUUACUUUCUCUAAAGUUAGCCCCGAAUUUUGCUUGUAAAGUUAAGGGGCCAGGCAGUUCACCUUGUAUUAUUUUGCUCUGUUCUAGGAUGAAUUUUUGUGUUGUGUUUUUUUUAAUCCACAAAACACAUUUACCAGUUCACUUUGUCCCAGGACCAUGACAGUCAGAGGGGGAAGCUCUGAGGAUGGGAUGUCGUUUAACAUUAAUCUCUUUCCUGGCAAAGUUGCUGUGAGGCAACACUAUGCGUUCCUCUUCCUGACUGUGCAGAUGAAUGUUUAGGGAAGCAGCAGUGUGGCUCAGCAGUGUUGGUGAUGUGUCUUUAGGCAGUGUUUUCACAGAGCCAUGCAUUAGCUUGAUCUCCUCUAAUGUGCAGUCUUUUCUAAAGUUAUUUAUUUUUAUUUUAUGUAUAUGAAUGUUUUGCCUGCCCGUAUGUAAGUGUACCACUUGUAUGCAGUGCCCAUGAGGGCCAGAAGAGGGUGUCAGAUCCCCUGGAACUAGAGUUAUGUACAGUUGUUAGCCACCAUGUGGGUGCUGGGAACUGAACCUGGGUCCUCUGGAGGAGCAGCCAGUGCUCUUAACCACUGAGCCAUCUCUCAGCCCCUGUGUUGCAGUCUUAAUCAGCACUUUUUAUCUACAGUUUGUGCCUUGGUUCUUCUUUGAGCAGUUUUCUGUUGGGUGUUAGGGACACAUAGGCUUUCUCUUAGUCUUGUUCUGCAUGAAGCCUUUCAAAGGCUCUUGGCCUUCCCAUGUCCCUGACUGAAGUCCUCUUGUAGUCAAAUGAAUUCCUGCCACCUUCAGAAGAAAAGCAAAGUGAUCAGUGAAGAAUAAAUAGAUGUUGCAGCUUAGCUCACAUUUAAAAAAGCAAGAAGCAGACCAAGGAGGUAACUUAGCGGGUAAGGACUUGCCAGGCUCAUGAGUCAGCUAGCCUGGGACAUGCAGAGAAAUCUCAGAAACAAGAGAGACCCUCAUCAGAACAAAGUGGAAGGCAGGAACCAACUGCUGAAAGCUGUUCUCUGACCUCCACAUCUGUGCUUCCAUGCAUAUGAUUGCAUUCACACAUACUACAUACACCAGAAAGAGAAGCAGGAAGCAAGAGAACAAGCUGACACCCAUGCCAUGAGCCACGUGUGAUGAAGUUAUACCUGGUUUAUUGUUGCCACGGGCAUGAGUUUGCCAACUUCUGAUUGCUCUGCACAGCUGGAGCACAUGUUGUUUGCUUCAUAGCUGUCGUUUACUUUUCAAGGAAAGUCGAAUGGGUGUUCUCAGGGAGUACUUGUGGAAACAGUCUUUUUCAGUAACAAAAAAACAUAGAGAAAGCAUUAUGACUUGUUGAUUUAUAAAGUGACUCUCCUAAGGAGCAUAAUCUAAUGUCCCUAAGUUUUGAAAUUUGAGGAUUUUACAUAGACCACUAAAUAUGGAAACCUACUUGCAUUUGAAUACAAUAACUUGAGAAUUCAGUGAUAACAGAUUGAUGGGCUUAAAGGGAGGGUGUCACUAAUUCUCUUCAGCCAGGAAAGUUAACAUCAGGAAAUAUUUGGAGAGAAGAAAGUAAUGCCAGACAGAACUGGAAGGAUACUUUAAUCAAUGCUCUGCGUUCUAAGACUGUAAAGAACUAAUUUUUAAAGAUAUUUUAUUUUUUUUAUUUUAUGUGUGUGAGUGUCCUGCCUGCAUGUGUGUAAGUCCACCCAUGUGUGCAGUGCCCACAGAGGCUACAAGAGGGUGUUGGAGCCCCUGGAACUAGGGUUAGUUACGAAUGCUUUUUAGCUUUGUGUGGGUGCUGGAAACCAAACCCAGGUCCUCUGCAAGAGUAGCCAAUACACUGAGCCAUCUCUCCAGCCCCAAGAACGCAUCCUUUUCAUUUCAUGUUAACACUGCUAAGAAUUACUGUAGAGCCCUGAGAGGUUAACCAGCAAGAUAAUGACCCAUUCUUUAAUUUACAUGACUGCAGAAGAAUGCCAAUCUCCCAGUACUCAAAAGCAGUAAACACUCACUUUGGAAUCUACUUGGGGCAAAAAAAAUGUGAAAUAAAAUUUAACUCAGCUUUAGUAUCACAUUCCCGUGUGUGUGUACAUGUGCAUGUGUGUCUGUGGGGUCGGGGGUUGCUUUGGUUUUGGUGAGAGAGGGUCUCUCUGUCUUGCCCAGGUAGUUCUCAAAAUUCCCAUCCCUCCACCUCAGUCUCCCGAAUAACUGGGAUUACAAUACACACCACUGUUCUAGACUUGUGUAUAUUUUAAUUGAAUCUUCUCAAUAUUUGUAGUUGAGAAUUUAACUCUGAAGGCGGGUCAUGAUGGCGCAUGCCUUUAUUCCUAGCACUGGGAGGCAGAGGCCAGCCUGGGCUAUAAAGCAGUUUUCAGGCUAGCCACUGCUACAUAGUGAGACCCUGUCUCAAACAAACAAAUAAUUUAAUCUUAAAAUAGUCACUUAACUGUUUUCAGCAUAAAACUAUCUGAGAAUAUCAAACUUCUAUCAGAAUGGUCAAGAGAUUAUAACUCUACUUCAGGUUCGGGGAAAUGUUAGAGUUUCUAAGGGUGGUUGGCAGGGGCACUGAAGCUGAUUCUAAGAACUGAGUAUUUGCAACUAAGCCUGAGGGAACCAAAGUCAACCAGCAUUUUUCAGGCUUGCAGAACUCAGAUUCCAUUGUAGACUGCUGGUGAUGAUAAGGAAGAGAAUGAAAGCUGUGGGCCCCUGGGCUAGACACAUAGAAACUGCCUGCCUCCUGACCCGUGUGAGUAGUCUAUCCCCAAAUCCAUUACUGACUCACUAACUCCCAAGCCUGAAAACAGUUCUCAUCUACGUGGUGGCACACGCCCUUAAUCCCAGCCCUCAGGAGGCAGAGGCAGGAGGAUCUCUGUGAGUUCAAGGCCAACUUGGGCUACAUAGUGAGUUCCAGGCCAGCUGUACCUACAGGGAGACCCUGUCUCAAAAAGACAAGAAAAAAGAAAGUUUUCUUUGGCUGCAAAGCAGAGCUCAACUUCUUCAACCCUUCUACUUUCCAAGCUCUGUACUGCAUGUUUACUAUCUUAAAUAACUUUCAUUAGGAAACAAAUUAGGAAAAGAAGAAUGAGAAGUUGAUAAAUGACCGAGGAAUCGGGGAAUUAAAAUCUAAAUGGGGGUAUUUUAAGUGCAUUUAAUCUGCUAAAAGUUAGGAGGUUUUUUUAGAAAGAAGUUAGAAUCUUAAUCUGUUGUUUAUGCAUUUCUGAAUACAGCUAUAGCCUUCUCUCCCUGGUGGUCAGUUUUAUUGAAGUUACAUAUUCUGUGGGAGUUAACAGCCAUUGGUCCUCUUCCCUCCAGUGUUAGUGAUGAGCUUGGAAGUCCUGCAGGCCCCAGCAUCCUUAUCUGUAACCACAGGCACAUUUCUGCUAUCACCUCUGUGGAGGGCAACCUGUUAAUCAGCAGCUGCUGACUGGUCUGUGGUGGGAGCUGCACUGGCCUGUUAGUAUAGUGGGGUAUUGGUUGGACCCCUGAAAUGGCAAUAUUUGCAUGCUCUGGAUCUUGGGUGAGAAAUGGCACAUCAUCCAGGGCUUUCUACCCCCAUCCCUUCAUGGACUUUAAGUAGGACAGAGUUACUUGAAGGUGACUGUCAUUCCACAUAACAUAAUGUGCCAUGUAGGACUUUCUCAUUCCAAGUCUUCAAACUUCAUGACUUUGGAAUUGUUUUUCCAUAAGUUCAAACUUUCCACAAACAUUUGUCAUAGACAAAAGGAAUUUGCAUCUUUAUUUUUUUCAUAUAAAUAACUUUGUACUGACUUCUUGCUUCAUUAUGGAGAAGAAAUUGGCUCCCUUUUAGGGUAUUCCACUCCAAUAUUAAAAGGUUGUGCAUGUCUAAGAAGUUGGAUAUAUUUUGUAAAACUCUAAAUACGUUUGUAUUUCUGUGCUGUUCAGAAAUUUACCUUUUUACUUAUGCUAAUUAAAGAUACAGAAAAUAUAUAUAUAUUUAAAUCACGUAAGUGGAACAAUUUAGGGGGGGUUCCAAUCCUAUUUUUCAUCAGCUUCUCAUACAUGUGGGAUGCUGCUCAAAUUUUUUGUGUGUGCAAUAUAAACAUUUGAACAUUUCAGUCAGGUACUGGGCCCGAAAAGGUCAUUGGAAGUUUUCAGAAAGCUCUGUACUUAGAAAAUAUUUUGUUUUCUUGAAAUACUGAUAUUUUGUACCUGAAAAACAAGAUCAAGUACAUGUUUCAGGCCAUUUGAUCAUCAGUUCCUAAAUUUAGGAAGUGUUUGGAUAAUGGGUUGGUGAAGGCACUUAGUGGUUGCAAAAUAGUUUCUAAGGAAGUCUAACUAUAGCACAUAUUUUUAUCAGAAAAGUAGCCUCUCUCUGCUCUUGUAGUUUUGUAGUUUGUACUAGUUCAUUUCUCUUGUCAUUUUUUAAUGUGUUAAGUUAUAAAUCAUGUCUAAUACGGAAUUGUAGAACUUCUAUUGUAUAUUUUAAGCCAAACAUGAUAAUAAAAUUAUCCUGUUUCUCCUGCGCACAAUUGCACUUGACCUCCUAGA